AUGUUUUUACUUUUUAGCCUCGCCGCCUCCACUCUCCCACAAAUACCAGUCUCGACACUACCUAAGUCUUUUCUCCGUUCUCAACAACACUACAACCGUCUCUUCUCCAUGGCAUCCAAUAAUCUCCACCACCACCACGAUGAGAACGGCGCCAUCGCCACCACCACCGCUAUGGCCACCGAUACCCUAAAUAUCCACAAUUCCUCCCCUUGCAAAAAACAUAAGCGCUUUGACAUUGAUAUCCGCUCAGAAUUCUCUCAUCACGACCCUGCCGUCGCCCGAAUUAACAACGGCAGUUUCGGUUCAUGCCCCUCCUCCGUCAUCGAAGCCCAACAACGUUACCAGCUACGUUUCCUUGAACAGCCCGACGACUUCUACUUCAACCAUCUCAAACCCUCCAUCCUCCGCUCCCGCGAAGCCAUCAAAACCCUCAUCAACGCCGAUCACGUCGACGAAAUCUCAAUAGUCGAUAACGCCACAACGGCCGCUGCAAUCGUACUCCAACAAGUCAAAUGGUCGUUCUUCGAAUCAAAAUUCAACCCUGGCGACACCGCCGUGAUGCUCCACUACGCCUACGGUGCCGUCAAAAAGUCCGUCGAGGCUUACGUAACGCGAGCAGGUGGCCAUGUCAUCGAGGUUAAGAUGCCCUUUCCCGUAGCUUCAAAUAACGAAAUAAUUACAGCAUUUAGAAACGCUUUAGAAUUAGGGAAAUCCAAUAAUCGUAAAGUUAGGUUAGCCGUAAUUGAUCACAUCACCUCCAUGCCAUCCGUUGUAAUUCCCGUCAAGGAAUUGGUAAAGAUGUGUAGAGAAGAAGGAGUUGACCGGAUUUUCGUUGAUGCUGCUCAUGCAAUUGGGUCAACUAGGGUUGAUGUCAAAGAAAUUGGGGCUGAUUUCUACACUAGCAAUCUCCAUAAAUGGUUAUUCUGUCCACCUUCAAUCGCAUUCUUGCACUGUAGAAAUCCCGAGCUAUCUAAUCUCCACCACCCUGUGGUAUCUCAUGAAUACGGAAAUGGGUUAGCUAUAGAAAGUUCAUGGAUCGGGACAAGGGACUACAGCGCACAACUAGUUGUACCCGAGGCUUUAGAGUUUGUAAGUAGGUUUGAAGGUGGGCUUGAUGGAAUAAGAGAAUGGAAUCACCAAAAGGUUAUAGAAAUGGCAAACAUGUUAGCAAAAUCUUGGGGCACUCAUCUUGGUUCACCUCCUGAUAUGUGUUCAAGUAUGGCAAUGGUUGGAUUACCCACUUCUUUGGAGAUUAUGAGUGAUUCUGAUGGAUUAAAAUUAAGGUCUCAUUUAAGGGAGUGCUUUAAGGUUGAAGUUCCAAUAUAUUAUAGGCAACCAGAGGUUGGGGAGGUCAAUCCGAUAACUGGAUUAAAAGAGAUUGGAUGUAAUAUUGCUACUACGGGUGACAAUAAUGCUUCUGUUGCAGUAUCAGAGUAAAGAGAAAAAUAUGUGUACAAAUCUUGUAGCAAGCGGUGUCUCUGGAUAAAAUGCUGUUGGUUGGGUUUUCAAUCAAGUUUGAAUUCAUUUUAAAAAGGAAACGUUGUAUUUGUGUCGGAUAACCCUUAAACUAAGUGUUCACUUUUU
This is a messenger RNA of Lactuca virosa, 1584 nucleotides long. Lineage: Eukaryota; Viridiplantae; Streptophyta; Magnoliopsida; Asterales; Asteraceae. The record is from the annotation of a GenBank genome assembly.